Helicoverpa zea (corn earworm) is the source of this 1628-nucleotide messenger RNA. RefSeq names its product cysteine synthase-like. The record is from RefSeq and is a predicted model, not a curated record. Gene Ontology annotation, molecular function: cysteine synthase activity; cystathionine beta-synthase activity. NCBI's taxonomy places the organism in Eukaryota, Metazoa, Arthropoda, Insecta, Lepidoptera, Noctuidae. Bases 1 to 1500 code for a protein of 499 amino acids. Gene Ontology annotation, cellular component: cytoplasm. The transcript has 10 exons.
AUGUAUAGGAAAGCAAGCAACCUAGUGAGCAUGAGAAGACAUUUCAAUAAGGACACGAAGACUAAUCAGGAUACAGGGGGAAGCGAGGGUAAGGUAUACAACAGCAUUUUGGAGUUAGUGGGAAAUACACCCCUCGUCAAGUUAAGCAAGGUCCCGAAACUGUAUGGAGUUCAGUGUGAUAUCUACGCCAAAUGUGAAUAUUUCAAUCCAAGUGGUUCUGUUAAAGAUAGAAUCGGUUUGUCUAUGUUCGAGGAUGCUAAAAAGAAGGGUGUUGUGAAUGAUAAUACUACAUUUGUUGAAGCUUCUUCAGGAAAUACGGGAAUAGGGAUUGCAUUCAAUGCUGCUCUGUCGGGAAAUAAAUGUAUAAUUGUAACAGAAAAUAAAAAUGCGGGUGAAAAGGUGGACACGCUUAACCUGUUGGGAGCUGAAGUCAUCCUAACCCAAUCGAAUAAGUUAGAAUUUGAGAUCGCUCAGAAGCUGAAAAAUGAUAACCCCGAUACGACAGUCAUUCUCAGUCAGUUCGACAAUGAGGUGAACCCAAAGACUCACUAUGAGACUACUGCAGUGGAGAUAUUAGCAGCACUCGAGGAUGUAGACGUGGUCGUGAUGGGAGCAGGCAGUGGCGGUACCAUGACUGGCGUUGCCGAGAGACUGAAGAACAAAAACCCUGACUGUCUUGUCGUUGCUGCCGAGCCUGAUGGCUCCACCAUGUUCAACACAGAAGGAAAAGCUCAUCCAUUCUUGGUGGAAGGAAUCGGUGGCGUUACUAUACCGAUAUCAUUGGAUACAUCUGUAGUGGAUCACUAUGAGGUGGUGACCGACCAAGAAGCGUUCCUGAUGGCCAGGGAACUUGCGAAGAAGGAAGGAUUGUUAUGCGGUGGGAGCGGUGGCGCUGCCAUGUGUGCGGCUAUCAAAGCAAUCAAAAAGCUGAAGAUAGGCAAGGGCAAGCGCGUGGUUGUCAUCCUGCCCGACAGCAUCCGCAACUACAUGUCCAAGUUCGUCAGCGACCAGUGGAUGGAAGCACACCACUUCAUGGAACCCCCACAACACACCAUGAAGUGGUGGAAUAUUCCAAUUGGCAAACUAAACUUGUCACGCAAGUAUCCGAAGGCGAACAAAAGCAGCACGAUUCGGGAGACUCUUGAAGCCAUGAAGACCAACGGCGUGAACAUCGCCGUAGUCGUCGAUGACCUCGGGAACUACGUGGGUGCUGUCUCUAAGGACUACAUCCGCAACAUUGCGACCAACCCAACUAAGUUGCCUGGAGAAGACUCGGAAGAUUUUAACUUCGACGACCCGGUGACUGAUCACCUUAACAAAAACGUGUAUACUCUAGCUGUAAACUCUAAAAAGGGAAAGUCUACGCUUGGUCUUCUGUCCCGUAUACUGGACAUAUCUCCGUUUGUUAUCAUCGGUACAAAUGACGAUAAAGAUACGUUUACUCCGCUUGGCGUGGUGACUGCAGAUGAUGUGCUCGACUUCAUACAGGAACAAAACUGACCAUUUAACGUGAUACUUGAACGUUAUACAAACAAUACUUGUACUCGACCACGGCAAUGCACAGUGGACUCCCCUUUUUGUACUACACUCUUACUAUACUUCAGCUUCCGAUUGCAACUGCACCUCUG